Messenger RNA from Lutzomyia longipalpis, 1829 nucleotides. Its product is annotated as sodium-coupled monocarboxylate transporter 1-like. The transcript has 7 exons. NCBI's taxonomy places the organism in Eukaryota, Metazoa, Arthropoda, Insecta, Diptera, Psychodidae. The record is from RefSeq and is a predicted model, not a curated record. Gene Ontology annotation, cellular component: membrane. Bases 48 to 1829 code for a protein of 593 amino acids. Gene Ontology annotation, biological process: sodium ion transport; transmembrane transport. Gene Ontology annotation, molecular function: symporter activity.
UCUCAUUAUUCUGUUUUACUUUAACCUUUACGUGUCUUCCUUGCAAAAUGAUUGAGUUAAAUGAGUUAAAUAAUCUUCAAAAUGUAUUUUCUGCAGUUGAUUACAGUGUAGUGAUUGCAAUGCUUCUUACAUCGAUGGGCAUCGGUUUGUACCAUAGUUGGAAAAGAAGAGGAAUGACAAGUGAUGAAUUGGAAUAUUUAAUGGCGGGAAGAAAAAUGACGGUGAUUCCUGUAAGCUUGAGCAUCUUGGCCAGUUCUCUGAGCAGUUUGGGUCUUUUGAUUUUUUCAACGGAAAUGUACCUCUAUGGAUCGGGCUUUUUCUUCUACAUUUUCCCCCAAUUUGCAGCUGUUUGGUUUUUCAACAAAUUCAUGUUACCAAUUUUUCAUGGACUCAAAAUUACAUCACUUUACCAUUACUUGGAGAAGCGUUUUGAUCGACGUGUUAGGAUAUUCGGAUCGGCAUCAUUUAUUCUUCUUGCUGUACUCUACAUGCCUAUCCUGCUUUACAUGCCGUGCCUAUCCUUCAAACAAUUCACAGGGAUUGAUGUUAAAAUCACUGGUACAGUCUUAGUCGUCGUAGUCAUAACCUACACUUGCAUUGGAGGCUUCAGGGCAACAGUCUGGACAGAUGUCUUCCAAAGUAUCGCCAUGUUUGGCGCAAUUUUCAUUGUCCUUGUUAAAGGAUACGUAGAUCUGGUGAAGGAAGUAGGAGCCAAAGCUAUCUUCCAACUGAACUACAACACAGACCGUUAUAUUUUUCCAACACUUAAUCCCGAUCCUACACUUCGUCAAUCAAUUUGGUCUAUAUUUAUUGGAGGCAUGUGUAUUACCUCCUGUUGCAAUCAACUUGUUGUACAGCGAUGCCUUGCUCUUCCCACCCUUGAGAAGGCAAGAAGAGCUACAUGGAUUUACAUUGUGCUCUUCUGUAUGAUAUUCGUCAUUGGAGUAUUCGGGGGGAGUCUCCUUGUAACAGUCUUCAGGCAUUGUGAUCCAAAAAUUGCAGGAAUUGUUGAUGAAUACGAUCAACUCUUUCCUUUGCUUGUCCUGCUUUUAUCGCAUACACUUCCCAGUCUUAUGGGAAUCUACAUGGGUGGGAUGUUCUGUGCCUCACUCAGCUCCAUUUCGACCUUUCUAAAUUCCCUGGCAGCUGUUGUUCUCGAAGACUUCUGCAAACCCUUCGUAAGGCUAUCAAAUCGUGCAAAGGGUUUAAUCAUGAGAUGCGUUGUUGUUGCCUUUGGUCUCAGUACGAUUCCUUUGAUAACAAUUGCCGAAAAAACUGAUACAAUCGGACAAUUUGCCGUGCGAAUUGAAAGUAUCACAGGUUCAUCAAUUCUUGGGAUCUUCGUUCUUGGUAUCUUCUGCCCUUCUAUCAAUGGAACGUGUGCUCUUAUUGGAGGUAUUUCCUGUAUCUUCCUUGUGGGAUGGAUUUGUUUCUCAGCAAGUAAGGCCAUUGCUGAUGGAAGCUUAGCAUUUGAUAUAAAGCCAAUUGAAUACAGAGGAUGUUCCGAAAUAUUUAACAUCACCAUGAAUUUGGAUAAUUUAGAACUUAAUCAAAAUCUAACUCAUCUAACUAAAGAAACUGAAGGAUCAGACGUAAUGUUCUUGUUUAGAAUAUCCUUCCUGUACUAUCUUCCUCUGGGAAUUCUCACAACAAUUUUCAUUGCUUUCAUUGCAAGAAUUUUUCUUGGAGGUAAUGAAGAAGUGGAUUCAAAGCUUAUUUGGCAGUAUUCGAGAUCUCAAAAACACAUAAAAGUCAAUCAACGAGAUGUUCUUGAAGAUGAAGAAUGUGGAAAGUUGAUGAGGCAUGAAGGAAAUGUUAUGAUAAACUAA